Trichomonas vaginalis G3 is the source of this 2448-nucleotide messenger RNA. Its product is annotated as CAMK family protein kinase family. NCBI's taxonomy places the organism in Eukaryota, Parabasalia, Trichomonadida, Trichomonadidae. Gene Ontology annotation, molecular function: ATP binding; protein kinase activity. The transcript has a single exon. The record is from RefSeq and is a predicted model, not a curated record. Gene Ontology annotation, biological process: protein phosphorylation. Bases 1 to 2448 code for a protein of 815 amino acids.
AUGUCUAUGGAUAAUUAUACGGUAAAGAAAGUCAUAGGUGAAGGUGCCUAUGGCCGAGCUGUCCUAUGUGUUGAAAAAGCAUCAGGCGAGUACUGUGUAAUCAAAGAAAUUGCUAUGGCAAAUCUUAGUGCCCAAGAACAAAAAGAUGCGAAGAAGGAAGUUAAGAUUCUUUCAUCUCUUCAUCAUCCUAACAUCAUUGGUUAUCGUACAAGCUUCAACGCGAAAAACGUUCUUCAUAUUGUCAUGGAUUAUGCAGAUAACGGAGAUCUUUUUACACAAAUUCAGAAUGCUCGAGGUGUACACUUCAAGGAAGACCAAAUUCUCGAUUGGUUCGUCCAAAUUUGCCUUGCUCUUAAACAUAUUCACGAUAGAAAAAUUUUACACAGAGAUAUCAAGUGCCAGAACAUUUUCUUAAUGAAAAAUGGUAUGAUCAAAAUGGGUGAUUUCGGUAUUGCAAAGAUUUUGGAUCACACAACACAAUUAUCUAAAACAGCGAUUGGUACACCAUAUUACUUGUCCCCAGAAAUAUGCGAAGGCAAAGCUUACAACUCCAAGUCUGAUAUUUGGUCCCUUGGAUGCGUCCUUUAUGAGCUUUGUACGCUGAAUCAUGCUUUCGAUGCAAAUUGCAUGAACGGUUUGAUCAUGAAGAUUCUCCGUUCGAAGCAUGCUCCUAUCCCUUACUACUACAGCCAGCCACUUCGUUCUCUUGUCGAUAGUUUGUUAAAUAAAGAUGCUAAAAAGCGUCCAUCAAUCAACCAAAUCCUUAAACUCGACUUUAUUCGUAAUAGAAUCGGUAACUUACUUAGCGCUACGAUGCAGAAGAUCGAAUUUAGCCAUACUGUAUUUCAUAAAGUCAAAGCUUGUGAAACACCAGAUAAUUUGAAGCCAGAAAACUUCCACAAACAAGAAGAAUUAGCUCCUAUAUCAGAAGAUAAGCCACAAGUCCAACCUCAGCAAGUUGCCCCAUCAAAUAACGUUAUUAACAACAAACCGCACGUUAAACCUACACCAAAACCAUACGCUCCUAUCAAGCAGGCCCAACCACCUGCUCCUGAGAAGCCGCCGAUCGCCAAACGCCCAUCUCCAGCAAAUGCUCCAGCAAUUGCAAAGAGACCAUCACCGGCUGCACCUAAAAAACCAAAAGUAAGCCUUGUAGCUGCUGCCGCCGCUGAAAAACCAGCGAAAGGAGGAAUGAAGUUAACAUCUCAUUCAAAUCAAUCGAAAGAAGAACUAAUUAAGAAGAAGAACGAGAUGGUUAUGGCUGAAAGAGAGAAACAGAAGCAAUUAAAGGCAGCCAGAGAAGAAGAAGCCAGAAAACAAGAAGAAAUUGAGAACCAAAAGAGAUUAGAAGUCCAAGAAAAGCACAAACAAGCAGCAUUAGAGAGAAAGAGAAAACUUGAAGAGCUCAAACGCGAAGAUGCUGCUCGAAAGAAGAAAUUUGAUAAUCUUGAAGCUCCUUUCAAAGCCCAGAUGAAAGCUCCACCUCCACAACCAUCCAAACCUGCAAGAGCUCGUCCAGCACUUCCAUCUUCUUCUAAUUCUGAGUCUCCAAGGUCAACUGGAAGUAAUCAGAGUUCCGACAACGAACAGAAAGGUUCAGACAGGCUAACGGCAUCACCACGUAGCGAUGAAGACGAGAAGCCAAUGAAAGUCACAGUCAGACCAGGCAAAGUAAAGAAGCGGGAUGAAGAAAUUUCAAAUCUCAGAGAAAUGAUCCAGAGGAAACGCGCUGAGUUAAGAAGACAAGCAAUGGCUGAGAAAGAAAACGUUAUCAAGAUCGGUGGCGUAGAAAUCCCAGCAGAUAUACCAAAGCAACAACCAGAAAAUCAACAAAAAUCUGAACCUCAGAAAAUUGAACAGCCUCAGAAAAUUGAGGAACCUCAGAAAAUUUCAGAGCCACCAAAACCAGAAGAGAAGAAACCAGAGCCUGUUCAAGAUAAGAAAGAAGGCGAAAUCAAGGUCCAAGAAGACAAGAAAGAAGGUGAAAAGCCGAAGAAGAGUUUCCAAGAUUUCAUUGAUAUGUCAAGUAGUGACGAAAGCGAUGACGAAGCAAACGAACUUAUUGAGUUGGCCGCCAUUGCUAAGAGCAUCUUCGAUAACCCACCAGAUGACGAUGAAGCUGAAGAAGAAGGCGAAGAACACCAUGAAGAAGAAAAACCAGCACCAGGAAAAUUCAUUUUCAAUGGAAAAGAAUUGAUUUUGGAUUACGUCAGUGGUGAUGAUUCAUUGAGCUACAGAGUUGAAGCAUUAAGACAGUUCAUUGAACAGGGUUUGGGAUUAGACACUUUCCUUGCUAUAUAUAAACUGUUGACUGAUGAAUCUGAUAACAUGUCUGAUGUCGAUAUCGAUAAGAAGACAAAGGAAAUCUUGCAUACAAAGGAUCAGUUGACAUUCUACCCUCUACUUAACCAAUUGAUCAAGUGUGAAGAUACACUUAACCAAGCAUAA